Adineta steineri is the source of this 1767-nucleotide messenger RNA. The record is from the annotation of a GenBank genome assembly. NCBI's taxonomy places the organism in Eukaryota, Metazoa, Rotifera, Eurotatoria, Adinetida, Adinetidae.
AUGUCCGAUCAUAAUGAAGAACAACGGAAACGACGGCAACGUCGGCGUCGCAUUCAAUCCGCUCCAUUUCAAUCAUCCAAUGAUACAUUCGACCCCUCUCGAUACACUAAACAUCUUAUCCAAAGACUACGAGAUGCUGAAUUAAUUGAUGAUGAUGAUAAACCAAUUGUAGCUAAGCAAACACGACAUAUUCAUAAUUAUCAACAUGCAAUUCCAUUUCGGCAGCAAUUAAUUGAACAAAUCAUAUAUGAGAUUAAAGAUAUUGAACGAAAAAUUCACGUUGAUCUGAAAAUUCAAGAAGACGUACACGACAAACAAGUCGCAUGCACACUUCGACAAGCAGAAGCUGUGCAUCAAAAAAAAGUGCGAGAAAUGGAAUUGCUUAAUAAUCGAGAUACGAUUCGAAAAAUUAUCGAAGGUCUACUAGAGGAAAAUACACCAGAAGCUCAACGAAAUCGAAUUCAUAAACUCGAAAAAAAACUUCGUCAACUUAGACAAGAACACAAUGAAUUGGUUGAACGUGUUAAUCAAAAUGCAACGAAAUGUGACAAUAAUCAAACAGCUCAUGAUGAUCAAAUUAACGAACUGAAGAAACGAUUUGAUGAUUAUAGAAUAGAAAUUAAUCAAUACACCAGCCAAACUAUGAGAACGAUUGGUGAUCUUGAACGACGUCUCGAGCGAUUACGUGAAAAACAAGAUGAACAUGGUAUAGCCAUCAAAGAUCUUUCUCUUCAACGAGAUACUCUCAAUAAGUUAGCUCAACAAAUUGAAGAGAUCAUCAAUGCUCGUCAUUCCGAUCUUAAUCAAUUGAACAAAUUCAUCGAACGACUCGACGAAAUCAAUCAUUUAUUUAAUCAAGUUCAAGCAGGACUUUAUCCACUUAGUAAAAUUCCUUCGUUAGAACGAGAAAUUGAAAAAAUUCGAAAUCUCCUAAUUGAACCUAAUGUAUUCAACGAAUUAGAAUCACGUGUUAGUCAAGCACAACGAGAUAUUAUUAGUCAUAAUGGUGAAUUGACUCAAUUUAAUGAAAAACUAACUACGUUUGAUUUAUUAUAUCGAGAACUAAAGAAAAGCUUUGAUAGAAUUCAAAUCAAUGAUUUAUCAGCUAUGCAACAAUAUCUUCGAACGAUUGAUAGUGAUUUAAAACAAAAAUCAUUAGAAAUUAAUCAACUAUCUACUUUGGCUCGAACAGCACUUAAUCAAAUCAAUGAACUACAUACAUCUCUGACAAAUAUUAAUGAGAAAUUAGCUGAUUUAGAAAAUAAAAUCUUCGAUAUUGAAAAUUUCAAGUCAAGACUCGAUAAAUCAGAGCUGAAAUCGGAUGAUUCACGAUUUGCUGAGAUCUUCGAAGAACAAAAGCGACUUCGACAUCGAUUAGAUAAUUUAAUUGAUCAAGAAAGACGAUUAAAUGAUCUAGCUAAUGCUGCAAAUGAAAUUCAACGUCCAUUGGAUCAGUUAACUACAUCUGAUCCGACGAAUCAAGACAAUACCCACGCUCGCGAUCAAGCUGCUCUAGAAGAUUAUCUAAAGCAAGUAAAAGAACAAAUAAUGGACACAGUAUCAACUCUGAUGCAACAGUUGAUUGAACAAAUCAACAAAGCUAAAGUGCUAAUCAGUAUUUGUAAAACAAAGCUUGAUCAUUUACUCAAUACUCAAAAACAAAAUCGACUUGAGAUCUCUCAAUCGAAACCGCCUUCAAAAUCCAGACUAUUUCCUUAUGUUGAAGCAUUACAACCAACUGAUUUACUACAAGAUAUUUGGACAUAA